This is a messenger RNA of Branchiostoma belcheri (Belcher's lancelet), 2919 nucleotides long. RefSeq lists its product as uncharacterized. The record is from RefSeq and is a predicted model, not a curated record. The coding region runs from base 518 to 1741 and encodes 407 amino acids. The transcript has 4 exons. Lineage: Eukaryota; Metazoa; Chordata; Leptocardii; Amphioxiformes; Branchiostomatidae.
GACCAAAACAUGGAGACGUGACCCAGCGACCGGGUAACGACGGCCGGCCGGGAAGAAUAUGUCGUCUGCAGCACGGAAAUGCCCGAAAAACAUUGGAUUUUCGCUCAGAAUUUAAAAACUGAGCUCCUGGGAUGUGAGUUUGGCAUAUUACGCGUGGAAGUCUGAAUAAGGUAUGUCGCGGAAGCAACAUUUUGCAACAUUGUAGCUCAUUGAACAUUUUCGGCUCGUCGGACGAUAAGUCACUUGAUUUUCCAUGAACUGUUUACGUGCAUGACGCAUGUUACCUGAUGAAUUGUAAAUUAAACCACCACAUCUCUUGAAGAAGGACAAGUAUUUCUGAUCUCGCUGUCAGGACAAAUAUCAGACGACAUUUUCACACGUGGGGGUCGGCGAAAGGGAGACCUUUCAGAGUCCGUUUCGCGCCAAAACAAUUUGAUACUCAGGUGGGUAACGGGACCCGCUCCGAGGGGAAAGCUCACGUUUCCCGGUCAUUGUGGGAGGUUCGGGCCGAGCCGGCAUGGCGGGGAAAACCGGUGGGAAGGUUGGCUUUCCUAGCGGCGGGAAGGUGGGGUUCUCUAGCGGGAAGAGGGGCGCGCCUGCCCCGGUGUCGUCCUCGGAUGAGGAGGAGAUAGAAAAGGAAGUACAGGAGAAGGAGGACUAUGAAAACAUCGCCUCGCCUUGCAGCAGUACGUCAAGCGGGCCUGUCUACGAGAGACAGCCGGGGUUUGAGAAACAUGGACACGAAGUCGUCGUCCCGAGAAGACCCAAGAUCAAGCACAAGAUCAAGAGGAAGAAGAUGACGAACUUUAUGCUGGGCGGAGAUCAUGAUUUCUACACGGCCAGUCGGGGGAGGCGGAAGGAUGGUACCAUGGUCCCCACGCCCCCCAGCAAGGGCAAGCCCAAAAGGGAUACAGUGCCCAUGCGACUACGUGCCCUGCCCCAGUCCUUCUGGCAGCAGCCCAACAACAUGAACAACAAUUCCCCCGGCAGUCUGUACCCUGUCCUGCCUCCUGUUGUCAACAAGGAAGUCUCCGAUGAAUAUCUAGGCCAGGUUGUGUCUGUUCCUACAGAGAUCCGACCAGUCACGCCACCAGAGGAGCGAACCGAGACAGACCAACAGGAAAGGACCGGCAGAAAGGAGGAAGAAACUGUCGUAACAAAGCCAGAAAAAACUGUGGAGAAGGUCGCAGUUAAGGAAGACAAAGAAAAAACUGAGAAAGAAAAAUCUGAGAAAGAAAAAACUGAGAAAGAAAAAACUGAAAAAGAAGUGAAGAAGGAAAAGAUAGAUCUUGUUGAGGAGGGUGUGACGGGUGCGACUGUAACCGUGACCACGACAGCGCCGCCCAGAACACGGACUGUGAGAACUGUCACCUCAACCGUCCCUAACACAGACCUGCUCUUCAGCUUGUUCGAUGGAGUCGACCCUGAAACAAAGAGACAAACAGUCAAGUUGAAAAGGGGAAGACCAAAGAGAAUACACCUGGAGGGGAUGAACGCACCGCGACCCCGUUCCCAAGACAACGACCCCUACAUGGUGGACAACAUUGCAGAGAGACUGUUCCCCGUGCUGUCGUUAGAGAACCGCAAACAGAACACCAACCCUGCCAACCCUAACGUCACCACCACGCUGCACUACAUCACGCUCAACGGGGAGGACGAGAAGUCAUCCGUGUCGCUCCCGGCAGUCAGAGUGGAGACCAACUACUCACAGAUGUUGUCAGAACUUGUCAUGCACAUAUAGCGCCGGAACAGCAUGGGACGUUUGGUUUCACUGAAGCACACUGCACAUUUGAUGAUUGUUGUGUUCUCUCCAAAAUGUCAGAUUUGACAGUGGUUGCUGUGAUGAUUAGUACCUGAUCCUGUCUGUUGUUCUGUAGACUAUCUAGCAUAGGUGUAAUUCUGUUUCUCUUUCUUUUCCUUUUAUGUACAUGUCAAAUUUUAGGGACCAAAAUUUUCUAUCCUCUUUGAAACUUGGCCAAUCACUGUCACUGGCCUGCAGUUCCAUCUGUUGAUGCUAGAGGACACUGUUUCACAAAGUACAUGUACAUUCUAUUUCUUAGCGAUUUUAGACAAUUUUGUUUUUCGUGAGAAAUCUAAAAUUUUUGUAUCAAGUUAUAGAUCAGUAUUGCAAGAUUUGAUACUAGAAGUUUGUUGCUGUGCAAGAUGUAUAGAUUUUUUUGCCUAAAUGUUUGUGUUUUAUCUGAUAGGAAUUAAUGUGCAAUAUUCCUCUGGGAGGAAAAUGUACACUAGUUCCUGAAAAAUCAAAGUAUUAAUAGAUUGUUGAAAUAUUUGAGUGUAUGAGACUGUAUAGAAUGUACAGUAUAAGAUGUCUAAUGUACUUGUGUAUGUAGAUAUUGAGAUAUUUUGCUGUGACUUUGUCUCCUGUGUAUACACAUCUAGAUGUAUAUAGUAUAUUACAAUACAAAAAAAAAUAAUGGUUUAGAUAUUUCAAAGUUAUCUAUUAACAUGAAUUUUCUGUAAAGUUUUCAAAACAGUGUUUUAUUGAAAUGUUUGUCUAAACUGAAGAAGUUCAAUUUUUAUAUAUUUGAAGAAAAAAAAGAACUUGCAUAAAAAGAAGAGAUUUUAUUGAGAAAAAGUUUUGUAAAUCUACCAGUUUUAAGCUUGUGGCAUACAGCACGAGAUAUGCCAUACAGCACAAGAUGUACUGGAACACUAAAAGAAAAAGAGUACUUAUUGUUCAAAAGGACAUUCCUAUCUGUUUGGAUACAUGAACUCAAUCAAAUCAUGCAGCUUGUCAACAGGUCUGUUUCAUAUGGUGUAGAAAAUUGAAAGUGUGAUUUACUAAUAUAAAAAGGUUACAAUAUAUGCUUCUACAUUCCAGCUUUGGGUUGAACCUUAAGGUAUAUUGGAUGUGUUUGACAAAUCCUUGUUUGUGGAAAGCUAUAUUCUCUACACAUC